Messenger RNA from Dufourea novaeangliae, 1695 nucleotides. RefSeq names its product eukaryotic translation initiation factor 3 subunit L (gene eIF3l). Bases 45 to 1661 code for a protein of 538 amino acids. Lineage: Eukaryota; Metazoa; Arthropoda; Insecta; Hymenoptera; Halictidae. The record is from RefSeq and is a predicted model, not a curated record. Gene Ontology annotation, molecular function: translation initiation factor activity; protein binding. Gene Ontology annotation, biological process: translational initiation. The transcript is spliced from 3 exons. Gene Ontology annotation, cellular component: eukaryotic translation initiation factor 3 complex; cytoplasm.
GUUCGGUAAGAUUAUUGAUAUAAAAUCAGAUACACUUAAUCAUCAUGUACGACGAUUAUAGCGAGUAUGAUGCAUAUGAUGAUUAUGGACCAUCAGAUGUUCAUAGCGACCAAUAUGACAGAUUAAGCUAUCGUCAAGUACCAGAAGUUGUACGAAAUUUCCUUGUAUUUCUCCGAAAUUGUAUAAACGAAGGCAUGAUUUUUGAAACACAAAACCUUUAUGAAACAACAUUUCCGAAAAUUUCAGAGCAGUUAUUCGAUAAAUCUUCUUGGCCAGAUGCAGAAGCAAUUGCACAUAUAGUUGAUAAUGAUCGAGUAUUCCUUACUCUCUAUAAAGAACUUUACUAUCGUCAUAUUUAUGCUCGAAUGCAAGGGCCAACGUUAGAACAACGUCUUGGUUCCUUUUAUAAUUAUUGUGAUCUGUUUAAUUAUAUAUUAAAUCCAGAGACACCUGUCCAAUUAGAAUUACCUGAUCAGUGGUUAUGGGAAUUGAUUGAUGAAUUUGUUUAUCAAUUUCAAUCAUUCACACAAUAUCGUGCUAACUUAUCAAAUAAGACACCUGAAGAAAUUGAAAACCUGAAUGCACAUAAUAAAAUAUGGGAUGUACUUUGUGUCUUAAAUGUCUUACAUUAUUUAGUUGACAAAUCAAAAAUUAAAAGUCAAUUAGAGGUGUUUGCAAGUGGAGGAGAUCCAGAUUCAGUAGCGGGUGUAUUUGGAAGACAUUCUUUGUAUAAAAUGCUCGGAUAUUUUUCUCUUGUAGGUCUUCUACGUUUGCAUUCUCUUUUGGGAGAUUAUUAUCAAGCCAUUAAAGUUUUGGAAAAUGUAGAACUUUAUAAAAAAAGUGCAUAUUCUCAUGUGCCUGGUUGUCAAAUAUCAACAGCAUAUUAUGUUGGUUUUGCAUAUAUGAUGAUGCGCAGAUAUGCAGAUGCAAUCAGAACAUUCUCUGGAAUUUUGUUGUAUAUUCAAAGAACAAAACAAUUAUUCGCAACAAGAAGUUAUCAGAAUGACCAAAUUAAUAAGCAAACAGAGCAAAUGUAUCAUUUAUUAGCAAUCUGUCUUGUACUUCAUCCUCAGUGUAUUGAUGAAGGACUACAACAAGCACUACGCGAUAAAAAUUACCAUGAAAAAAUGUACAAGAUGCAAUAUGGAGAACUAGCAGAGUUUGAGUCCUGCUUUCUGUUUGCAUGUCCAAAGUUUUUGUCUCUUACACCACCAAAUCCUGACAAUCCAAAUGAAGAUUAUGUUCGAGAGGCCAUCAAACAUCAAACUCAGGUCUUCAUGGAUGAAGUUGUUCAACAGAAAAUGUUACCAACAAUUCGUUCAUAUUUAAAACUGUAUACUACAUUACCAUUAAGUAAACUAGCAACUUUCAUGUGCAGUAAUACUAGACCUGAUGAAAGCUGGGAUUUAGAUAAGGAAGUUAGUGCAUUAACCAUUCAUUUACUAUGCUUUAAACAUAAAAUGAAAAACAUUGUCUGGACAAAAGGGGCAUCAGGAUUACAUGGCAAAUUUCAAUCUGGCUCAGAGUUGGACUUUUACAUUGAUCAUGAUAUGAUUCAUAUCGCAGAUACAAAAGUAGCCCAUCGUUAUGGUGAUUUUUUCAUUCGAAAAAUUCUCAAAUUUGAAGAACUGAAUCGCAAAUUACACCAUAUAAAAAUUUAAUUAUUGUUUGAAAACCCUAUUUACAGAGGAAAAA